GAAGGGAGGGGGGGCUGGCAGGACCAGCUCUCGACACAGCUGGGAGGGGAGAAACGGAGGGAGAGAUGGAUGGAGAGGGAGUAGGUAAUCCAAUGAGACACAGAGAGGAGAGGCAGAGCGAGGGCAACGCCUCAAAGCACCAGGAAUCUCUCUCCAUCGCACUCUCUCUUUUUUCUCUUUAUACCCAGCAUCCUAGCUCGCUCUCGUCCGGCUCUUGGCGCUAACUGGAAUCCAGCUUUUCCUUUUAUUUCCUGAGGUGGCAUUGUCAUCUUUGUGUAUUGUGGAGUCAUCUCGCUCGUUCAAGGAGUUGGGAUAUCGGUUAGUGGGCCUUUUUUUUUUUUAGCGAGAGAGGAGGGUGAUGCCUUCCUAGCAUUUCAGGUGCUAUGUCGCCUCUUGAACUCUGACGUCUUCUACGGAAGCCUGGACCCAUCAUAAAAAGGAGACUCUAAAGCGCGCAUUUGCCGUUUCUUUUUUCGCCGACAUGGACAUCAACCUGCAGUCGCACCGCUUCUACUUCCCGCAGAUCUACUGCGCCGAGCCGGGGGCUCAACCACAGCUAAACGAGUUCAAAGUCAGCGAGCAGAGCAUCUGCCAGGCGAGGGCCUCCGUCAUGGUCUACGACGACACCAGCAAAAAGUGGGUUCCCAUUAAGCCGGGCCAACAGGGCUUCAGCCGCAUCAACAUCUACCACAACACCCCCUGCAAUACCUUCAGGGUGGUGGGUGUCAAGCUGCAGGAUCAGCAGGUGGUCAUCAACUAUUCCAUCGUGAAGGGGCUGAAGUAUAACCAGGCCACGCCAACCUUCCACCAAUGGAGGGACGCCCGGCAGGUGUACGGCCUCAACUUCGCCAGCAAGGAGGAGGCCACCACCUUCUCCAACGCUAUGCUUUUCGCCCUCAGCGUGCUCAGUGCCCAAGACGGAGGUCCAGCUGUACAGCGACAAGUCCAAAAUGGACCAAGCUCAGAAGAGAUGGAAGCUCAGAGAGCGAGGCAGAUGAUUGAGCAGCAGCAGCAGAUACAGGCCCACAUGGAGCGGGAGCGACGCUCCUCCAACUCAGGUUCUCCUUUCCAAGGCCACCCCGCCGUGCUCUCUGUGGCGCCCCCGGUUGUACCUCCUCCUGCGUGCUUGGCAGCGGGGCCUCCACCUCCACCACCACCUCCUGGACCUCCGCCACCCUCUGCCGGAGCCCCGCCUCCGCCACUGCCGCCCCCGCUAGCCAGCCACGGGGAAGAGCCGACAGCCCAGACAGGGCUCGCUGCCAUGAUUGCCGGCGCCAAGCUGCGGCGGGUACAAAGACCGGAGGAGAGCUUGUCCAGCUCGUCUAGUUCGUCCAACGGCAAAAACAGUGAAGUAAACCGGACGAGUGGCGGUAAUGGAGGACUGAUGGAGGAGAUGAAUGCUCUUUUGGCCCGAAGAAGAAAAGCAGCGUCAGAGAAGCCAGACGACAACCAAAGUGAUGAGCCAAAUUCUACUUCCCCCAGCACUAGGGGGGGUCACAAUGCCACAGAUGGCGCAAAAAAACCAUGGGACAGGGCCAACUCUGCGGACAGGGCCAUGGGUUCAAGGAUACGGCUUGCGGGGAGCGGCACGGACGCAGAUGCGUUAGACAUGGACAGAAUGAAACAGGAAAUCUUGGAAGAAGUGUUCCGCGAGUUACAUAAAGUAAAGGAAGAAAUUAUUGACGCCAUUAGACACGAACUCAUUCGAGUGAGCACAGCAUAGAUCUCACCUGUCCAAGGAGAAGGAGUUGGGCCUAAACCGUGCCGUCCAUUAUGGUGUUGAAGAGCCGCCGCAGCCCCCAUGUUUUUGCGGCGCGCAUUGACUUGAGGGGAGGUGCUGUAAGCAUGUGUUUGUAUGUGUGUGUGUAUGUGUGUGUGUGUGCGCGCAUGUGUGUGUGAAGGAUGUCUCCCCCCACCCCAUCUUUGGCCUGAAAAACAUGAAAAAAAACUCUAUAUUCAAAUAGUUAUAUGGUGUCCAGGAGUUUAUUCAACACUUUUUUUUCAAGUCAUCAUUACCCUUACUAUCUUAUUCUUCAUUAUUGGUAUCUUAUUAGAGGGUAUAAGCCAGUAAAAAUGUGGGUCAACUAAAAGAAUAAGAAUACAAUCAUAAAGGUAAUCCAUCCGUUCGUUUUCUAUAGCAGUUAUCCUCAAUAGGGACUGGAGCAAUAGCCUAUUCCAGUUGAUUUAGGAGAGAGGCAGGCGAUACACUGGACUGGUUGCCAGGAAACCACUUGUGGUCAGUACAAAACUGACAUGCAAAUUUUUGGAGAGAAAGAAAAGUCAUAUUUAAUUACUUAUAUGGUCCACAGGAGUUAAUAUUUUUACCCUUGCCAUAUUUCUUAUUAGAGUUUAGUUUAGAAAAAGAAUAUGCCCAAAGACAGCUGGGAUAGGCCCCAACACACCCACGACCCUCGUGAGGACAAGCGGUUCUGGUAAUGGAUGAAUGAUAGUAAAGGUAAUUUUGGACGUUUUUAUUAAUUUGCUUCUAGAUUAAUAUUUUUAAAUGAAUUUAUUUCCUUUUUUAACAGCAAAAUGACACUUUUGACCAACAACAGUCACUGCAAUACUCUUUAAAAAAACACAACACCCCAGAAUAUUUGUGAUCAUGUUAAUAAUAAUAAUUUUAAAAACGUUUAUUGGCUGCCAAGUAUUGUUUAUUCUUUUCUCUUUAUGAUGACAAAGUGCUUCCUUGUUGACAAACAGAAGAAAAAAGAAGAAAUGCACUGUUUUGAAAUGAAUUCAAAUAAAACUGUGAACAUCUUGGAUAAAA
Messenger RNA from Hippocampus zosterae (dwarf seahorse), 2770 nucleotides. RefSeq names its product Enah/Vasp-like b (gene evlb). Gene Ontology annotation, molecular function: SH3 domain binding; profilin binding; actin binding. Gene Ontology annotation, cellular component: cytoskeleton. Gene Ontology annotation, biological process: positive regulation of actin filament polymerization; protein homotetramerization; actin polymerization or depolymerization. The record is from RefSeq and is a predicted model, not a curated record. NCBI's taxonomy places the organism in Eukaryota, Metazoa, Chordata, Actinopteri, Syngnathiformes, Syngnathidae. The transcript is spliced from 13 exons. Bases 482 to 1723 code for a protein of 413 amino acids.